AUGCCUGUCCAGCUGCACACUCUACUGAUCCUGUGCCUGACCUGCACACAUGGUGGUUGUGUGUUCCCAAGCCAUAACUGGGGAGAGUGGAAUGACUCUCAGCUUCAGCCAACAAUUCAGAGGCUGAUGAAAGGAUACAACCGCUACCUCCGGCCCAAUUUCAAUGAGGGUCCUGUGGAAAUUGGAAUGAGUCUUGACAUUGCCAGCAUCGAUGCCAUCUCCGAAAUCAAUAUGGACUACACUGCAACUAUCUUUCUCCGUCAGCGGUGGCGUGAUUCCAGGCUGGUGUUCCCAGGGAAUGAGAGCGUGAGUGUGGAUGGACGCCUGGUGUCACUACUCUGGAUCCCUGACACGUUCAUCCCUGACUCCAAGCGCUCCUUCCUGCACGAUGUCACAGUGGAAAACCGUCUCAUACGCAUCUUCAGCAAUGGAACUGUUCUUUAUGCUCUUCGCAUCACAGCUACAAUUGCCUGCAACAUGGACCUGACCAAGUACCCCAUGGAUAAACAGGUGUGCACCCUGCAGCUGGAGAGCUGGGGCUACAAUCUGCAGGAUGUGGUGUUUUACUGGACCAGAGGGAAUGAUUCAGUGAAGGGUCUGGAUAUACUGCGGCUGGCUCAGUACAGUGUUGAGAGCUACUAUACAUCAGUAUCAGAGGCUGUGUAUGAGACAGGAAAGUACCCUAAGCUGGUGCUACAUUUUGCACUGCGUAGAAAUGUAUUGUUCUUCAUCUUGGAAACGUAUGUUCCCUCCGUUCUGCUGGUGGUUCUCUCCUGGGUCUCUUUCUGGAUCAGCCAGUCCUCCGUACCAGCCAGGACCUGCAUCGGGGUGACUACAGUAUUGACAAUGACCACUCUGAUGAUGGGGGCCCGCACCUCCCUUCCCAAUGCCAACUGCUUCAUUAAGGCCAUAGAUGUUUACCUGGGCAUCUGCUUCACCUUCAUCUUUGGUGCACUACUGGAGUAUGCCUGUGCUCACUUCUACACCAUGCAGCACCACACCAUAGAGGAUAUACACAGGGCUCUUUUGAGGGAUUUAAACGAAUCCAAUGGCAACGGCCCCAUCCCUAUAAUCAGGUCCACCCAACCAAACCACUCUGUGGAGAUCAGCUCCACUGCAGAGGAGCAUGUGGAGCAGUCAUUAAACAGUGACACAAAGAACAAUGCUGGAUCAAAGGAGGACAUGCCAGGACAGGGCUGUGGCCUGUCAUCAGUGAAGGAUGCAUCACGUAGGGCUGCAGCCAUCUUCGUUGUGGAAAACCCACACAAUAUUGAUCGCCAUGCCCGCACUGUUUUCCCCACUGCAUUCCUCUUUGUCAAUAUCCUCUACUGGCUUUACUAUCUCUUCCUCUGA
Messenger RNA from Scomber scombrus (Atlantic mackerel), 1353 nucleotides. It is a transcript of the gene gabrp, whose product is annotated as gamma-aminobutyric acid type A receptor subunit pi. Gene Ontology annotation, cellular component: neuron projection; GABA-A receptor complex; membrane. The transcript is spliced from 9 exons. Gene Ontology annotation, biological process: chemical synaptic transmission; nervous system process; regulation of membrane potential. Bases 1 to 1353 code for a protein of 450 amino acids. Gene Ontology annotation, molecular function: GABA-A receptor activity; extracellular ligand-gated monoatomic ion channel activity; neurotransmitter receptor activity. Lineage: Eukaryota; Metazoa; Chordata; Actinopteri; Scombriformes; Scombridae. The record is from RefSeq and is a predicted model, not a curated record.